Alosa sapidissima (American shad) is the source of this 1362-nucleotide messenger RNA. RefSeq names its product serpin peptidase inhibitor, clade A (alpha-1 antiproteinase, antitrypsin), member 10b (gene serpina10b). The coding region runs from base 87 to 1292 and encodes 401 amino acids. The transcript has 5 exons. Gene Ontology annotation, biological process: negative regulation of endopeptidase activity; blood coagulation. The record is from RefSeq and is a predicted model, not a curated record. Lineage: Eukaryota; Metazoa; Chordata; Actinopteri; Clupeiformes; Clupeidae. Gene Ontology annotation, molecular function: serine-type endopeptidase inhibitor activity.
CUCUCCAAACAGAGAAUGUUCUGUCUGUUUGGCAAUUUGUCACAGGAAUCUGUCAAGGCAGCAAACGGUAAUUUGUACAAGCAACAAUGAUGACAACAGUACUCUUCCUCGUGGUUUGGACAGUCUUGCUCACCCCUUGCCUCUUGGUUCAGGAGGAGCCUUCACCUAAUAUCACACACCUUACAUUUAAAAAUAUGGAUUUUGCCAUGAACCUGUACCGGAAGAUUUCUAGCUACCAUGAUAACAACAUUUUCUUCUCACCACUCUGUUUGUCCACUGUGUUCACCUCCCUCUCCCUGGGUGCUCGUGGCUCUACCCGAGAUCAGAUUCUUAAAGGACUAAACUUGGAUCUGUUAGAACACCAAGGCACAAGUAGUCUUAUACCUGAACUUUUCCAGCAUCUCCAAAGGAACAUAACCCAAGAUAAUGCAUUAAUGUUCCACCAAAGCACAGCCCUAUUUGUGGGACAGGACUUUGAGAUUGAAAUGGCCUUCAGUGAGCAGAUAAAAAAGUUCUUUGGGGCCGACAUCAACAAUGUGGACUUUGCAGACCCAAAAGUUAGCAUGGCUACCAUAAAUGAGUAUGUGAGGAAGCAGACAGGAAAUAAGGUGAAGGAAAUGGUGUCAUCAAUUGAGCCUUUCACAAAACUCAUGCUUAUCAAUACAAUUUUCUUCAAAGGUACCUGGGAACUUCCUUUUAACCCAAAUAACACAGAAAAUGCCCGCUUCUAUGUUGACAAGUACAACAUUGUCCAGGUGCCCAUGAUGUUUAAAGAUGAUAAAUUUUACAUGACAUAUGACAAGGAAUUGAAAGUCAAGGUGUUACAUCUUCCCUAUGUGGGUGGUUCAGCCAUGCUUAUUGUUCUACCUGACACUGAUACUGACUAUACUGAGGUUGACGAAGAAAUUACAGCGGCAAGGUUCAUUCACUGGACACAAAAUCUGAAGAAAACGAAACUUGAGAUUCACCUGCCCAAAUUCAAGAUGGAACAGUCAUACACUGUGCAAAAAAUACUCCCAGAGCUUGGUAUUACAAAUAUCUUUCAAGACACUGCAAACCUAACAGGACUGAGUAAAAGUCCUGGAUUGAAAGUGUCAGAGGUGUUGCACAAAGCUGUGAUUGAGGUUGAUGAGAUUGGCACCACGGCUGCAGCAGCCACGACUGUGGGUAUCACUGCUUUCUCUCUGCCUCAUACCUUCAUCAUCAACCGACCUUUCUUUUUCUUUAUUUAUCAUGAGAGCACAAAUAGCCUACUGUUCAUGGGCAGAGUGAUAGACCCUUCUAAAUGUUGAUCUUUUUGUAUUUUCUUUUAGUGUAACUACAUAUUAAAAUGUAAUUAAACAGAAUUAUCUUAAAUAGAAA